AUGGCCUCCCCAGUGGAUACCCGACCAGCCUCCCUACGAAGUGCUGGAGCCCCCAUCAAGGUGAGUAGCCUCGAGGCAUUCCAAGAGCUGCUCAAACAGCAUGAAGACGUGGUGGUCUUUGCCUACAAGAAAUACUGCCCUUACUGUGCACACAUGAGGCCAAUCUUCGAGAACAUUUCCAAGGCGCCGUCGCAUGAGGAUGUGUUGUUUGUGAGAGUCGAUUUAAGCAAUCCAGAGGAAGUAGGCGUUAGAUAUAAUGUCACCAGAUAUCCAACAAUUGUCUACUUCCUUCGAGGGCGCGAGGUUGUUCGCUUCAACGGCUCGAGAAAACAAGAAGAGCUCGAGGUAAUCUACGUGAGGCAAUCAAUUCAGCGAGAACAAACGGACGAAGCGCAGAUCCACUACCGUGCUGAGAGCCACUACGCCAGAGACGGACAUUACUGUCAGGGCAUGUACGAGGAUAGGACUUCAAAACUCGCUAUUUUCAGUAACCGGAAGGAGCCAUUCAACGACCUGGAACCAAAAUGCAUCAUCAGACCCAAGGCAGCAAAUCGCGAAACGCGGACCCAGAUCGCUCGAGCAAACGAAGGAAAAGCUCACUUCACCGUUUACGUGUGGAAUAAGCCUGUGGAGGCACCUGGGAAGGUGUUCUUCCGAUUGGAUUUCAUGAAUGAGGGGCCGGCGGAAGAUCGCUUUGAAUCCGCCAUGUUUCAAGUCACCUUCGGUCAUGACGACACCGACGACACUCGAUUUCCGAUAAAAAUCGCGGACGUCUUUCCAACAAGCGCUGAGCAGUUGGUGUCGCACACAGUUUUCGAUGCAGAUUUGGGUAUCGAUGCAAGCAUGGGUUCGGAGGAGGAUGCAGACGAAGCGAGGAGAAAGGAAGAGACGUUCAUCAGUGGACAAGGCCAACACAGUCCAACAGCAACCUGGAAUUUCGUCGAAGCGGACGGCCAAGGCCUUGACUCCCAGUAUACACUGUCAGUCACCCUUCCCGUCACCAACAAGAUUUGGAUGAAGUUUUACGGAAAAGCAGUUCACAUUCGAGGACGAGGACUGGCCUUGGGAAGGAAACGAGUGAUUAUUCAAGUCGGGUCGUUAGAAAAGCCGUACGAGAGGAUCCUAGAUCUCACCGAAGUCAUAUAA
Molecule: messenger RNA, 1146 nt
Organism: Cyclocybe aegerita
Lineage: Eukaryota; Fungi; Basidiomycota; Agaricomycetes; Agaricales; Hemipholiotaceae
Source: the annotation of a GenBank genome assembly